Molecule: messenger RNA, 2865 nt
Organism: Ziziphus jujuba (common jujube)
Lineage: Eukaryota; Viridiplantae; Streptophyta; Magnoliopsida; Rosales; Rhamnaceae
Product: calcium-transporting ATPase 12, plasma membrane-type
Exons: 2
Coding region: 1-2865 (954 amino acids)
Cellular component (GO): intracellular membrane-bounded organelle
Molecular function (GO): nucleotide binding; P-type calcium transporter activity
Source: RefSeq, a predicted model, not a curated record
AUGGUGAAAGUGCAACUAGGUGAGAAUCAGGCAGGUGGAGUUGGUGGAAUAGGGCUUCCAGAAAGGCGAGUUCAUCAUCAUCAGGCCGUAAAAGAGGAAAACUACAGAAAUGGCGGUGGUGAUCAUGAAUGCCUUCAGCCUCAGGACAAAGACGAUGUCAAUAAUCAUGGUGGUCAUGGCAUAGAAGCAUGGAAAAAUACUAGUAGCCCAGCGAAUAAACCAAAUGGCUUCUUUUACUUUUUAAUUCAAGCUCUUAAACGCCAAACAAUCUUUCUCCUGUUCCUAUUAGCUAUGUUGGUCUUCACCACCGACAUCGAGGUGCAAGGAAUCCGAUAUGGUUGGCACAAUGGUGUUGUCAUUCUCAUCAUCAUACUUAUGCUUGUUAUUAUCUCUUCAGUUGGAAACUGCUACAAUGAAAGAAUUAUGUCGAAGGAGAAAUUAAUGAAGCAUGAGAGCAAGCCAAAAGUGACAGUUGUAAGAAAUGGAAAUACCCUACAUAAUCUUGCCAUUUCUGAUCUAGUGGUAGGUGAUACGCUGGAUUUGGAGGAAGGUGAUCGUGUUCCUGCUGAUGGUUUGCUUAUAGAUGGUGGGGAAUUGGUAUCAGAUGAAAUUUUUAACUCCAAAAUGGAUCGGUUUCGAAACCCAAAUCUUAUUGCAGGAUCGAAGAUCACGCAGGGCAGAGGUCGCAUGCGUGUAAAAUCGACAAUUGGUGCCAACAUGGUGAUGGUUACUGAUCACCAUCAGAAUGAGAAUGACAAGACGUUAUUACAAUGUUUAGUGGACAAGUCAGACGCUUGUAUUGAUAAACUUACUCUUUGUGUUUCGCUAGUGAUUGCUAUGGUGCUCCUAAUGCGCCUGCUAAUUUUUCCCGGAUUAAAAUACAAGAGCGGCAGCAAUAUUAAUCAUGAUCAAUUGCCACAGGAAGAAGGGAAAGUUUCAAUGAAAUUUGUAAUGCAUUUGUUUGAGAGAUUUUUCUUCAAACCUCAAAGAAAGGUUUCCACCUUGGUGAAUAUUCUUGUAGCUAGUGUAAUAGGGAUAAGACAUGGAAAUCAUUUGGUGAUUGCAGGUUCUCUUAGUCGCUGGAGGAAGAUUUGGGAGUCGACAAAUGAGGCAUAUCCUAGGAAGCUAUCUGCUUGUGGCUCCAUGGGUUUAGUUACAGCCCUAGUAGUUGAUGCAAAUGGUGACCAAAUUUGUAACAAAAUGGAGGUGAAGGAAUUAUGGAUAGGUGGAAAAGAUAUCAGCAAUAUUGAUCAGUUGGACUCUGAAAGCAGUAGUAUCGAUCAAGAGGCUCUGGAAGCACUGCGUCGAGGGAUUGGCUUGCCGGAGGUUCUUCCAGAUUUAUCAGUUAGCCCUGCAAAUGACUUUCUCAUUUCUUGGAUGAAGUGCAAAUUGCAUAUGAAUAUGGACUUUCCGGAUACGAAUUUUAGAAUCCUUAAUGCUCGGAAAACAAGAUCAGGAGCCUCAGGCAAGCAAGUUAGUAGGGUUUUAAUGAGGAAAAUAGGAGAUGAUGAACAAUACAUCCUACACUUGCAUUACAAAGGGCCUGCAUCAACAAUACUGGAAAUGUGUUCGCAUUUUUACGAUACAAAAGGUAAAAAACAUGAUAUGAAUAUAUCUUCUCAAAAAGGAUUGUUUGAGAGGGUGAUUGAGGAUAUGGAAAACAAUGGUCUUGUACCCUUUGCAUUUGCUUGUGGAAAAACAGAUAUUGAGGAAAUUAAAGAAGAUGUUGGAUUGGACUUAUUGGCAAUAAUAGGUCUGAAAUACUAUUGUCGGAACGAGAUCAAGUCACAGGUGGAAGCUUUGAGAAAGGCUGGAGUAAUUAUUAAAUUGGUAUCAGAUGAUGAGUUACCAGCAGUAAAAGCCAUAGCUUGGGAGCUAGGAUUAUUCUCUAGCCAGAGUUCAAACAUUAAUGUGGCUAUGGAAGGUCAAGAAAUUCGAGAAAUGACCGAGUCAUCAUCAAGGGUCGAGAAGGUAAAUCAGACCACUGUGAUGGGAAAUUGUCUCCCAAAGGACAAGUUUCUCAUGGUGGAGGACCUAAAGAAAAAAGGUCAUGUUGUUGCAUUCUACGGAGGGUUGACAGCAAGAGAUGCUCCAGCUUUAACAAGUUGUGAUAUAGUAAUCACAGAGAAUUUCAGGUGCACUGAAAUGGCAAGGGAGCUUUCUGAUAUUUCCAUCAAUGAUAUGUCAUCAUUGAGUCUGAUUUUCAAGUAUGGUAGAUGUGCUUACCACAACAUCCAGAAGUUCUUUCAGCUUCAACUCACUGCCUUGAUAUCCGGGUUGAUAAUAUCCUUUGCCUCCACAAUACAUUCCGGGGACUCCCCAUUAACAGCAUUGCAAUUGAUAUGGACGAAUUUGAUUAUUUACCUUCUCGGCGGCUUCAUGAUGGUGAUGAACUUGGAGGGUGAUACGUUCCAUGAUCAGCCUGCUGCUAAGAGGAAUCGAUCGCUCGUAACCAAAGUGAUAUGGAAAAACAUAGCCAUUCAAGUUUCAUACCAGGCUUUUCUAUUUAUCAUAAUUGAAUUUGUAGGUCAUGUUUUGCCUAGUUUGGGGGAACAAGGGGUGAGGAAAGCCAUGAUCUUCAAUACUUUCCUCCUAUGCCAAAUCUUCAAUCAUUUCAAUGUGAUAGACAUGGCAAACAAGGAAGUGUUAAAGGUUGUCUUCCACAAACACUAUUGGUCUUUGGUAGCUUUGGGGAUUGUUAUGGUCACGCAGAUCUUGAUUGUUGAGGUUGGAAAAGAUUUAGCCAAUUGUGCGAGACUGAAUGCAGUGCAAUGGACUUUAUGCUUCCUUCUUGCUGCAUUUUCAUGCGGUUUUGAUUGGGCAACAAAACAGGUUUUGGCUUCCCUUCAAAGUUAUAAUAUAUAA